This is a messenger RNA of Darwinula stevensoni, 1560 nucleotides long. The record is from the annotation of a GenBank genome assembly. Lineage: Eukaryota; Metazoa; Arthropoda; Ostracoda; Podocopida; Darwinulidae.
CUUUACCCAACAUGUCCGCCUCCGGCUGAAGCAUCGGGAAUUCCAUCGGCCAUCGAAUACCAUACAAACUAAUCUGCGUCCUCCGAUCUCGGCAAGGAAUCGUCUUUCUCACCGGGAGCCAUGGCCGUCCACGCCAUGCCCCCGAAACGGAAAGAAAUCUACAAAUACGAGGCACCAUGGCCCCUGUACAGCAUGAAUUGGUCCGUUCGACCGGACAAGAGAUUCAGGCUGGCCCUGGGAAGCUUCGUGGAGGAAUACAACAACAAGGUUCAGAUCGUGUCUCUCGACGAGGACACCUCGGAGUUCUCGGCCAAGUCCACUUUCGAACACCCUUACCCGACCACAAAAAUCAUGUGGAUCCCAGACACGAAAGGGAUAUGCCCCGACCUGCUGGCCACGAGCGGAGACUACCUGCGGGUCUGGAGGGCAGGAGAACCCGAGACGAGAUUAGAAGUUCUCCUCAACAAUAACAAAAACAGUGAUUUUUGUGCACCACUAACAUCCUUUGAUUGGAACGAAGUGGACCCGAACAUCAUCGGAACGUCCAGCAUCGAUACGACUUGUACCAUCUGGGGGCUGGAGACAAGUCAGGUCCUCGGUCAGAGGAGUCACGUGAACGGGCACGUCAAGACGCAGUUGAUCGCGCACGACAAGGAGGUUUACGACAUAGCCUUCAGUCGAGCUGGUGGCGGAAGGGACAUGUUUGCAUCAGUUGGUGCCGACGGAUCGGUGAGAAUGUUCGACCUACGUCACCUGGAGCAUUCGACCAUCAUCUACGAGGACCCAACACACACGCCUCUGCUUCGCCUGGCAUGGAACAAGCAAGAUCCAAACUAUCUUGCAACAAUUGCCAUGGAUGCUUGUGAAGUGAUCAUCCUGGACGUCAGAGUACCAUGUCGACCCGUGGCCAGAUUGAACAACCAUAGAGCCUGUGUGAAUGGUAUCGCCUGGGCCCCGCAUUCUCCAUGCCACAUUUGCACGGCUGGUGAUGACCACCAGGCACUGAUCUGGGACAUCCAGCAGAUGCCACGAUCCAUCGAAGACCCCAUCCUUGCCUACACGGCCGCCGAGAGCGAGAUCAACCAGAUCCAAUGGGGAGGGACACAGCCGGAUUGGAUCGCCAUCUGCUACAACCGAUGCCUUGAGAUCCUGCGAGUGUGACAUGAUGCCAUGUGGACAAGAAACCAGUAGUGCACAGGGAAUACAUCCACAAUCCCGCAACCAAUCUACUGGUAUGGUGAUAUUGUAAAAUUUUUUUCUGUCUUGCAUCCAAGAAUGCCAGGUAGAGAAGACUGCUAUCAACUAAGAAUAGCAAGAAAAUGAGCUGCUCCUCUUCAGCAUGUCUGCUUCAAGUACAAAGGAAAUCUCAGCUUUGGAACCAUAUGAAAUCGUGUCUUCUCUUUCAAUGCAUCCAAUUGGUGUACUGGAUGUGUGGACUUGGUCAAGGAAAGUGAAACCAUGGGCAUUUCAAAACCCUUAUAAUGCCUCCAUGUUUUUGUGUGUCGUGUUAUAGUCCUUUCGUUGAAAUGAAUCUUUUUUUGUUUUGAGCCAAGAAAAUAA